Molecule: messenger RNA, 828 nt
Organism: Plasmodium coatneyi
Lineage: Eukaryota; Apicomplexa; Aconoidasida; Haemosporida; Plasmodiidae
Exons: 2
Coding region: 1-828 (275 amino acids)
Source: RefSeq, a predicted model, not a curated record
AUGUUUCUUUUUAAGCUAACGAAAGAGGGUACCAUACAUACCGCCUCGUCCUUGAAUAAACCCUUUUUGUGUAAUUUUAAAACGAGCAAAAAUGUCAACGUCGGUAAAUUGAUAAAAAGCAAAAAAAUAAAAAGCCAUGAAUUAAACAAAAUAGAAGAUGUGGAACUUCUCUUACAAGAGAGACACCACGACGUUUUUCAGAGUUAUCCAACAAUUAAAAAUGUGCACAAAAUUGUUGACGUGAAGAACAUUCCUGUUUUUAACAAAAAUGAAAAUCCGGACAAUAUGUUGAGCAAAGUGGCUCUUCACUUUGGAGACUUGUCAUACCUGCGAGGCGACGCAGCCGUGAACGGAACAAACCACAUUUUCGAAUUGACGAAGGAAGGAAACGGGUAUGACUGUUCAGGUAAUUUUUUAAAAACAUGUGGAGACGCACUCUUCACCGAAAUGGAAACUGCUCGAGAGGAACAUAAAGGAAAAGACAUACUAAUAACAAAAGGGCAUAACAGUGCAUACAAAUGCAUUAUACAUGUGGUCGAACCGUACUAUAACGAAACGGCAAAGUUAAAAAAGUGUUAUGAGGACAUCCUAUUAACAGCAAAAAUGAAUAACCUUAAGACGAUUGUUUUUCCCCUGCUUGGCAGCGGUAUUAGCCUGUUUAAAAGACAUGACGUUGUCGUGUGUUGUUUGGAAGGAAUUUACGAAUUUUUGAAGGAGAAGAGAAAUAUGAAUUCAAUUGACAAAGUUGUUCUAUGCACAAUAACAGACGCGCAUUGGAUGUUACUGAGAGAUUCCAUACCGCUAUACUUAAACGUUACAGUAAAGUGA